Molecule: messenger RNA, 1467 nt
Organism: Stylophora pistillata
Lineage: Eukaryota; Metazoa; Cnidaria; Anthozoa; Scleractinia; Pocilloporidae
Biological process (GO): cell-cell adhesion
Cellular component (GO): plasma membrane; cell-cell junction
Molecular function (GO): cell adhesion molecule binding
Source: RefSeq, a predicted model, not a curated record
UAUAACUAAUGAGUAUUGAGAAUCCAACAUUUUCCCGCAUACUUCCUUGUUUAUUGCUACGCUGGAAAUCGUGGUAAAAAGAGAUCUGGAUGAGUUAAAGUUAUGGAGUGGUUCUCAAUGAUAUGGUUUUCGUUUCUGCUCGUUAAUGUUCAGCUUCUUGUCCGGAAAGCAGAUGGCACACAAAUUACAUGGUUUGAACCUCUUCCAGUUGAAACAGCAAGAAGUGCAAGUGAUAUGUUUGCCCCAAACGUUUCACGACAUUAUGAUGGGCAAGCUGCUACACUUCUGUGGAACCUUAGUCUUUCUCAAGAUCUAAGUCUCCUUUCAGUGGACAUUUAUUUCAAUUCUGAUAUUAUUGUGAAACUUUUGCCAAAUGGAGGAAGUGGUGAGAUAGCUGCUGCAUUCCGGGACCGCUUCCGUGUGAAUUGGAAUCCCCCUGGAAGAGUUGCUUUGGUUAUUUCUAAGGUUACAAGUGCUGAUGAUAAGGUGAACGGAACAUUUAGCUGUGUGGUGAGCACUUUAAGUAAUGGGAACUGGAGACGUAGAAUUCAAGUGGAAGUUGUAGCUCCAGUAACAACCCCUGAAAUUGGAGGUGAACGAACUGUUCGCGAAGGCGGUAGCCUACAGUUAACCUGUGAAGCUUCGGGUAAACCAGAUCCAAACAUCACUUGGACCCGAGGCAAUCCAGGGAACCAAGGAAAUAUUGGUGUGAAGCAAGCAGGAAAGGUGCUGACCAUACCAAUAGUUAGCAGGAAUGACUCCGGAACAUUCACCUGUACAGCACAUAAUGGUAUUGGUGAACCAAAAAGCCAAGCAGUUUAUGUCAAUGUUACUUAUCCAGCCAAAAUUGUUAAAUUUCAAGACGAGUAUAUUGUUGAACUACAACAAAGUGUAACUCUUAGCUGUGAAGCCGAAGGGAACCCUCCACCAACUUACACUUGGUUUCCAUGCGGCUUCAAACAAGUUUGUGACAAGAAUACUCUUAAUAUUUCAAGAGUCCUUGCAGAUGCCAACUAUACCUGCAGAGUGGCCAAUGCCCUUGGUUCCGAUUCAAAAUCUGCCGAUGUCUACAUUGGAGGAAAUAUUGUUAACAUAACUAUGGUUAUUACAAGUGAAGUAUAUGAAGAUGAAAAAUACAACCAAUCCUUAUUUCUGGAGAAAUUGACAGAACUGCUUAAAGAGGCUUUUGCUAGUAAACCUGGCUAUGAAGGAGUGCAGUUCCUAGAUGUGAGGCCUGGAACUAUAACUGUUGACCUUGCUCUGAAAUUCAAAUUUCCUACAAAGGAAAAAGAUGUUAUAACAACACUAAAUGCUGCUCUUAAAGAUGGAAAGCUAGGAGAGUUCAGUGUGAGUUCCAUUAAAGGGACUAGGCAUGAUGUGGCAACAACAUCACCAACUACAACACCAACUGACGGGUCUUCUGUGGGUAAGUCUUAUAACACUUCCUCUAAAACUUUUCCAAGCUGA